This is a messenger RNA of Papilio machaon (common yellow swallowtail), 2313 nucleotides long. Its product is annotated as nucleolar protein dao-5-like. The coding region runs from base 1 to 2313 and encodes 770 amino acids. The transcript is spliced from 2 exons. Gene Ontology annotation, molecular function: zinc ion binding; nucleic acid binding. NCBI's taxonomy places the organism in Eukaryota, Metazoa, Arthropoda, Insecta, Lepidoptera, Papilionidae. The record is from RefSeq and is a predicted model, not a curated record.
AUGGCAGACUUUAAUAAGUAUAUACCCCAGGAGGGUACCGCUGGCUAUGCCAGCGGAGAAUCCCUCCCAGAGGUCAUUCUGACCUCUGGCCGGCCCACGUACUCUGGGGGGGCCAAAGCAUGCCAAAAACCAACAACCUCAGCACGAAACCCGGAAAUGACAGCAAGCGAUAUGGAUUUGACGAAUCGGAAGGAGAAGGAAGCGUGGACAGGAAGAGGAGGAAAGGCUGGUAAGGACCAGGCAGAGGAGGAAGAGACGAGCGACGCGGAGUUGGUGCCGGUCUCUGAAAUAUCUGGAAUGUCCGGAAUAUCCGGUCUGUCCUCGUCUGACUCGGACAGCACGAUAGAGGGCACAAAAGACCUAGGGGAGGCGAAUAAGGCCGCCCCUACAGCCCCGAGACUCGCCCUCAGAUUUCCGGCAAAAAUGCCGAAGAAGAGGGCGUUGAAAGACGACGGAGCGGCGGCCCCGGUGGCCGUCAAAGUAUCAACGGCGGCAAGAGGCCGCCCAAGACGACCAGGGGCUCACAGUAGCUACCUGAAGGAGGCCAAAGCACAUCUGGCGGAGGGGGGGGAGAGUGGAGCAAGCAGCUCGAACCCCCCCCCCUACCGGCCCCCGUGCCUCCCGCCCAGGGACCCGUCGGAGCCGAGGUGCUCCCAGCCGGCGGCCGCGACGAUCGAGGCCCUUGCCGCUAAAGCCCUCCUGAAUGUGGCCGCCAUUCAGGGGGAGGUAAAAAAGAGCGGCAACAUCAAGGGCACGGUCCUGGGACAGAUCAACCGGGCCACAAAAGAGGUGAUCGAGGCGGUGGAGGAGCUCCGCUCGAUCACCCCUCAGGAGGAACAGCGCCGACUCCGCGCGGAAAAUGCCAGGCUAGCAAGGGAAGUGGAGCUCAUCCGCGCGGAGCUCAAGGCAUUCAAGGAAGCAUACUCGGAGUCGCAGAGGAAAGCGGCCGCGACUCCGAGGGAGGUUCCUCUGGCCCGGGAGGAGGGAGUGGAGACUGUGCUCAGGGGCGCCCUCGAGGAGAUGAGGCGCGACCUUCUAGAGUCCGUAGGCGGGAUGGUAAAUGCCCGCCUAGGAGACCUGGAAACGCGCCUCCCCCCUGAGCCGGUGGUCAGACCGCCUCUUCAAGCGGACCAACACCACCCGCCGCCGCCGCGCCCUGUGGCCCGGCCAAGACUGGCAACCGGUACCACCAAAGGCACCGAAGCACGACCGGCCCAGGCCCCUGUGGCCAAAGCCGGUCCAGCCCCGAAGCCGAAGAGGCGAAUCAAUAAGACCGGACCGGCCGCCCCUCCCCCCCCUCCACCUGCUAGCGGAGAGGGGAACGCAAGGGCAGCUAAAAAAGCCAAAGCCGCAACCACUGAACCUGCCCCCCAAACAUCCGGGGGCGAAGAGGUUCAGUGGUCCAAGGUAGUCGGCCGGAAGGCCGGAAAGAAAAGCAAGAAGGCUCCGGCCAGGGCCCCGCCCGCUGCACAGGUCCAACCUACGGCGGCUAUCACCGUCACUCUCAAACCAGGGGCCACGAUCACAAACGCCGAAGGGCAGGUCGCCGAGGCCAAGUACACGGAUGUACUGGCCAAAGCCAAGGCGGCGAUCUGCCUUAGGGACCUCGGCUUGGAGACGGUCAAAGUACGGACGAGUAUGACCGGCUCCAAGCUGAUGGAGGUGGGGGGAAACACCCCGGAAGAGACGGCCGACCGCCUGGCCGCCGAAUUGACACGCGUCAUUGGCGACUGGGCGGACAUCGCGCGUCCGUCCAAGCUCGCGGACCUCCGGGUCUCGGGCUUGGACGAGACGGUAACGCGCGAGGAGGUGGCAGCCAGACUGGCAACAGCUGGGGGCUGCCACCCCGAUGCCGUCAGAGUGGGCCUCAUCAGGUCCAGCUUCUGGGGUGGGGGCUCUGCCCUUGUGAGGUGUCCGGCGGCGGCGGCGAAAGCCGUCGCCCAAAUAGGGAAGGUGGCCAUAGGGUGGAGUAUGGCCACCAUCACCGCGGUAAGGGCCCGGCCGCUGCGCUGUUUUAAGUGCAUGCGGCUGGGCCACACCCGGGCCCUAUGCCCGUCGGAAGCGGAGGAUGGUCGCCUCUGCUUCCGAUGUGGCCAAGAGGGCCACAAGAGGGCCGCGUGCGAGGCGCCUGUCAAUUGCGCCGUGUGUAAAAGGACAGGCUGCCCGCACGCCCACGUCAUGGGGGGGGCUAAAUGCACCCCCCCCACCAUGAGGGGGAAGGCCCGCUCCACCGGCCCUCCCCCUGCGCCAAGAGCGCAGCCGCCGUCCGGGCCCCAACAACAGCCCGAAGAGGAACGUAUGCAGGUGUCAUAA